Halteromyces radiatus is the source of this 2291-nucleotide messenger RNA. Its product is annotated as sulfate transporter family-domain-containing protein. Bases 13 to 2025 code for a protein of 670 amino acids. Lineage: Eukaryota; Fungi; Mucoromycota; Mucoromycetes; Mucorales; Cunninghamellaceae. The transcript is spliced from 8 exons. Gene Ontology annotation, biological process: transmembrane transport. The record is from RefSeq and is a predicted model, not a curated record. Gene Ontology annotation, molecular function: sulfate transmembrane transporter activity. Gene Ontology annotation, cellular component: membrane.
UUUUUCUUUUUCAUGACUCAAUCAAUCAAUAACCAUUCUUUUCAUACAACCUAUCAAAUUCUUCAUUAUGAUAGUGAUAGUGAAUAUGAUACUACACAAGAAGACCAACCAUCAGAAACUCAAGCUUUAUUAGGUUUAUCUAAUCAAACUGAUCAUACUCGUUAUAUGGCAGCUUCACCAAUUCAACCUCAAGAUGACUUUGAACCAAGAGAUACCUGGACUUUAUUCAAAGUACGAUCUAAAUAUUAUCUUCCUAUACUUCAAUGGUUACCAAUGUAUAAUUGCAAUCUCUUUUUUGGUGAUUUAUUUGCUGGAUUAACAAUUUCUUGUUUGAUGAUUCCUCUUGGUCUUUCUUAUGCUACUGCUUUAUGUAAAUUGGAAGCUAUUCAUGGUCUUUAUGGUAUUGCCUUUCCUGCUAUUACUUAUGCUAUAUUUGGAACAUCAAGACAAAUGUCAGUUGGUCCAGAAGCACCCCUUGCACUCCUAGUUGGCUCUUCAAUUGCACAACAACAACAUAUGAAAGAUUAUCAAAUAGAUCCUCUUGCAUGGGCAUGUCUGAUGACUUUCUUUAUUGGACUUUUUACCUUCCUUUUGGGUAUUUUCCGUUUGGGUUUUUUGGAUAGUUUAAUGAGUCGCGCACUUUUACGAGGCUUUAUCACUGGUGUGGCUAUUGUCGUGAUGGUACAACAAUCUAUUAUGUUACUUGGACUCGUAGAACAAAGCAACAAGAUGGGAUUAACAGAAGCAUCUACUUCUUUGGAACGUUUGGUCUUUUUAUUCAAUAACAUUCAAUACGCUCAUCCUUUAUCAUCUAUGGUAUCCAUUAUUUCCAUUCUCUUUUUAUUAUGUGUACGUACUAUCAAAUCCAAAUGGUAUCAAUCAAGUCGUUGGAUGCAACUAUUACCUGAAGUGCUUUUUAUGGUCAUCACAGCUAUCUUAUUGACAUGGUACUUUCGUUGGGAUCUUGAAGGUUUACAAAUUUUGGGUCAUAUCAAGAAUUCUGGGAUUCCUAUACCUUCUAUCCCUUCCUUUCCUCCAAGUAAACAUAUGAAGGAUAUGUUAGUGACAGCCGCUAUGAUCGCUAUCAUUGGAUUUGUGGAAUCUAUCGUCAUUGCCAAAACUUAUUCAAGCCGUCAUAACUAUUCAGUCAGUGCCAAUAGGGAACUGGUUGCUCUUGGAAUGGCAAAUAUUGCAUCUGGAUUAUUUCAAGGGAUUCCUGCUUAUGGUUCAGUAGCUAGAAGCAAAAUCAAUGAUCGAGCAGGUGCAAGUACUCAAAUGGCGGGACUUAUCAGUGGAUUAGUAGCAGUAAUGGCGAUAUUAUUUCUAUUGCCAUAUUUUUACUAUUUACCAAGAACAGUACUAUCAUCCAUCAUCUUUGUAGCAGUAUUAUCCUUAUUAUCGGAGCUACCAGAAGACUUACAUUUUAUCUUCAAGAUCGGGGCUUGGCGUGAUCUGGCUUUACUUUUGGUGACCUUUACUGCAACCAUGAUUAUCUCUUUAGAAUUUGGCACCUUACUAGCUGUGACAUUGUCUUUAAUUUUGACCAUUCGGGAAACAAGUUAUCCAAGAAUAUCUAUGAUGGGUCGAGUAAAAGGAACAAGAAACAAAUUUAAACCUAUUCAAGGGGAUUCCUCUAUUGAACAUUUAGAAGAUGUAUUGAUUAUCCGAAUUGAAGAACCUCUCUUUUUUGCCAAUACAGGUCAAUUGAAGGAAAGGUUAAGAAGAUUGGAGAUUUUUGGUGAUAUGUCAAUACAUCCUUCUGAAAGUCCUCGAUUAAAUGAAUCAUCAUUUACUAUAUUUGAUGUUGGAAGUAUGCCUUAUAUUGAUGCUAGUGCUGUUCAAAUCUUGAUGGAAAUUGUAUUGGCAUAUCAUGCUCGGCAAGUUAGUGUUUUCUUUGUUAAACUACGAUCAAGACCUAUGGCUACUUUUGAAAAAUCUGGAUUAUUAGACUUAGUGGGAAAGGAUCAUAUUUUUAGCAAGGUAUCGGAUGCCAUAGAAGCCAUUGAAAAGGAAAUUACCGUAUGAUUAUGUCAUAUGAUAGUUAAUUAUUAUUAUAUAGUACAGAUUUAUAUAGUUAUCAACAACCUUUUAUAUACACAUAUAUUCAAUAGAAACAAAAAAUCAUCCUCAUUGAUUAUUUCAAUAAAUGCAUUGUAUUAAAAAAAAAAAAAAAGAAAGAUUUGAAUAGAUCUCUUUCGAAUCAUAAUCUUUUCUGAUUGGUUGUACUGAAAUCUCUCCCAUGCUUCCUUCCGAACAUCUCAUCUCAGCCACCCCGCCUUGGUUUUAAAAUU